AAGACAAAUGAAGCCCCAAGCCCCAAGUCCCGACAUGGAGAAACAUCAGCACAGAGUGAUCUCAAAAAACACCAGCGCAUUCACACAGGAGAGAAACUGUAUCACUGCUCAGACUGUGGGAAGAGUUUUAAUCGACAGAGUCAUCUCCAACAACACCAGCGCAUUCACACAGGAGAGAAACCACAUCACUGCUCAGACUGUGGGAAGAGUUUUAAUCAUCACAGUGAUCUCAAAAAACACCAGCGCAUUCACACAGGAGAGAAACCAUUUCACUGCUCAGACUGUGGGAAGAGUUUUAAUCAACAGAGUAAUCUCAAAAGUCACCAGCGCAUUCACACUGGAGAGAAACCGUUUCACUGCUCAGACUGUGGGAAGAUUUUUACUACCCAGAGUGAUCUCAAACAACAUCAGCGCAUUCACACAGGAGAGAAACCGCAUCACUGCUCGGACUGUGGGAAGAGUUUUACUGAACAGAGUCAUCUCAAAAUACACCAGCGCAUUCACACAGGAGAGAAACCGUAUUGCUGCUCAGACUGUGGGAAGAGUUUUAAUCUACAGUGUAAUCUCAAAAUGCAUCAGCGCAUUCACACAGGAGAGAAACCGUAUUACUGCUCAGACUGUGGGAAGAGUUUUACUCAACAGAGUACUCUCAAAAAACACCAGCGCAUUCACACAGGAGAGAAAAAUGUCCCAAAUUUGUCCCAUGGCAAUUAAAAGCACAAAUCAUAAAUUCCACCAGAAACAAAUAUGAACUGUAUUUAACAAUGGAUUUUACAGGUUCAGCAAAACUAUUCUUAUCCAGGGAUGAUGUGUAUAGAAUUCCAUGUUAUGUUUGUAUGUCUUGUAAGUUUGAAUAUUCCAGGACAUUCUUUGAGACAGAGCUCAGUUUUUAGGCUAGUUACUGUGGCGCAGUAAGGUUACAGGCUCAUUCACUCCCUCUGCUGGUGUUCUUGUUUGUCUAUGGUUCAGUCUAAUUAAAAAUCUGUUACUAUAGAGGGAUAUAGAUGGAUAUUUGGUUGUGUUGUAUUACUCAAGUUUUAUACUCUCUUAUCUUUUCCUUAUUGAAUAUUAAAUGUUGCUUAUGGUUUUUUUAAUCUCCAAAGUUACUAAGAAUAUCCAAAUAAUGUAGUUUCUUAAUUGUUUUUAUCCAGUACAAACUAUUAUCUUUGUAUUACUUCACCUCUAUAUUUACCCAUGUGUGUUUUUAAUAAACGGCUUUUAUAUUGCA
Molecule: messenger RNA, 1228 nt
Organism: Astyanax mexicanus (Mexican tetra)
Lineage: Eukaryota; Metazoa; Chordata; Actinopteri; Characiformes; Acestrorhamphidae
Product: gastrula zinc finger protein XlCGF49.1-like
Exons: 1
Biological process (GO): regulation of transcription by RNA polymerase II
Molecular function (GO): DNA-binding transcription factor activity; RNA polymerase II cis-regulatory region sequence-specific DNA binding
Source: RefSeq, a predicted model, not a curated record